UAAUUGCUCUGUUCCUCUGUAUUUUGGAAUCUUUUCCAUUUUUCUUAUGUCUUCGUGAUUUGUGUGAUUUGUACAUUCCGCCAUGUUUUUUUCGUAAGUCGUGUCAAGUUGCUGGAAAAUCUCUUCGUGUUAAAACCAGCUUCUUCGGUGUUCUGUGAUAUUUUCAAGGUGCCGAUAAGACGGAAAGAAAAAUUUUAGAGCUGCCAGCAAAAAACAACAACAGAACAAGGCAAGUGGAUUUUUGCUACAGAUAUGAAUCGGAGUGAAGGGUUGGUCCGACGUGUUAAAGCACGCGACACGGAAUCGAACAGUGGUAGUGGCGGGAAUGGAGGUGGUCCAUCCACUAAUAAUUAUGACCAAGAAGUGAAGAACGAUAAGGAAGAAGAGCUAGAUGAUUGCGACUCGAAAGAAACGAGACUUACCCUGAUGGAGGAAGUGCUACUUCUCGGCCUCAAAGAUAAGGAGGGUUACACAUCGUUUUGGAAUGAUUGCAUAUCGAGUGGGCUACGUGGAUGUAUCUUAAUAGAAUUGGGUCUACGAGGACGCGUUGAGCUUGAACGGGCUGGUAUGCGGCGGAAGGGAUUGUGUACGCGGAAAAUAAUCCUAAAAUCAGACACACCUACUGGCGACGUUUUACUUGAUGAAGCACUGAAGCACAUCAAAGAAACUGAGCCACCGGAGACUAUACAGAACUGGAUUGAGUAUCUGAGCGGUGAAACGUGGAACCCACUGAAGUUGCGGUAUCAGUUAAAAAACGUACGCGAACGACUUGCCAAAAACUUAGUGGAGAAGGGAGUGUUGACCACCGAGAAACAAAAUUUCCUUCUCUUCGAUAUGACCACUCAUCCGUUGAAUGAUAACGUAAUCAAGUGUAAGCUGGUUAAAAAGAUUCAGGACGCAGUGCUAACAAAAUGGGUCAAUGAUCCGCAGCGCAUUGAUAAGCGCAUGCUGGCUCUAAUCCUUCUCGCUCAUGCGAGUGACGUGUUGGAAAAUGCCUUUGCCCCGCUGAACGAUGACGAUUAUGAACUAGCAAUGCGACGCGUUCGGGAACUUUUGGAUUUGGACUUCGAAGCGGAAGCUGCCAAAUCGAACCAUAAUGAAGUGAUUUGGGCUGUGUUUGCGGCGUUUACUAAGUAAGCUCUAGUUAGGUAGAUUGCCGGUAGUUGUCCCUUCUCGCCCUUAGAAAGGGAUAUGAUAUGAGAUGUAAGCAUAGCAUAUUAUACGAGUAAAAGGACACGAGUUCCGGAGUGCUACGAAGCUCUGGUGCAGUUUCAGAGCAUCUCUCCUGAUUCCGAACUUGUUCCUUGCAUUCCUUUCGACUCCCACUUCCUCGUAUAGUCCAUAUUACCCACUUACAGCGGUAAAUCCACACAGCAUAAACAAUGCAGAUCAUAAGACAAGCAUGGAUCAAGCAAGAUAGUAGCUCUAGUAAUACACUUACUGAAUAUAUUUUAUUUUUACCUAUUUAUAGCGAAUAAUCCAAUAAUCACAAAAAAACGUUUUUAAGGAUACCGAUACGAUCGUUACAAGCAGCGCUUAUGAUAAUGAUUAAUUAGGUUAUCAACUAACAACACAUCCAAGUUACUAUAUAUGACACAGGUAAAAUUGAAUGCGAUCAGAUCUUUUUUUUUAUCUCGGUCAUAGCAUUCAACAAGAGAAACCUUCGAGGUCUUUAAAACAUUGUGAUUUCAUGUUUUUGUUUUAAUUUUUAGUUUGUCCAAUACCGUUUAUCAGCUGAAUUUUGACCAUUUCGUUCAUUCGAAUAGAAAGUGAAAGUAAUUCUACCUAAUUGAAUUCAAUCAUUUAUUAAAGCAUGUUGUGUACUGCAAAGGGAUUAUGAUUUUUAUUUUAUUUUUUGGGUGCGCACGCUGAUUUUUCAUUGACACUUUUGACGCUAUCAAGUGUAUGUUUUGUAUAUGUGAAAGUUUACGACGGCAACGAAUGGAGUAUCGCUCGUUGUAUCUCUAGAAACAAAGAAAAAAAAAACACUAUUUCAGUAAGAUGUUUUUUACUGAUUACGAAAUUAAAGAAAAGGCAACAAUGAUUGUUGGUAAUAGCUAAAAAGUAACAGAAAGUAGUGAAUAAUCGUAGGAUGGUUAUGUUCAACAACUGCAGUUGGAGUUAUUGCACGCUGUAACAUAACUCAUUCGGUAUUGAGAGAUCAAGAAACGCUCGAUUAGGGGAGUGCUGUGUAAAUAGAUUGAAACGGAAGUUUAUUGUUAUCAAACAUAUAUGUAAAAUACAUUAACGAUUUAAAAAUAAA
This is a messenger RNA of Wyeomyia smithii (pitcher-plant mosquito), 2263 nucleotides long. It is a transcript of the gene sau, whose product is annotated as Golgi phosphoprotein 3 homolog sauron. Gene Ontology annotation, cellular component: trans-Golgi network; cytosol; Golgi cisterna. The record is from RefSeq and is a predicted model, not a curated record. The transcript is spliced from 5 exons. Bases 253 to 1137 code for a protein of 294 amino acids. Gene Ontology annotation, biological process: retrograde vesicle-mediated transport, Golgi to endoplasmic reticulum; Golgi organization; Golgi vesicle budding. NCBI's taxonomy places the organism in Eukaryota, Metazoa, Arthropoda, Insecta, Diptera, Culicidae. Gene Ontology annotation, molecular function: phosphatidylinositol-4-phosphate binding.